This is a messenger RNA of Penicillium olsonii, 1002 nucleotides long. NCBI's taxonomy places the organism in Eukaryota, Fungi, Ascomycota, Eurotiomycetes, Eurotiales, Aspergillaceae. The record is from the annotation of a GenBank genome assembly.
AUGUUUCGACCACAGUUGAGGCAUCUUUCUCUGCGCUGCGAACGUGUCAAGAUCGGGCUUUCCACGCCGGCCCGGCAGUUCUCCUACACCCCUACGGUGGCAGAAGAGCAGCCCCAGCCUUCUGCAAACCACACCCCGAAUCCUCGUCCUGCGGGUCCCAACCGCCGACCUCACAACUCCAACGGCCCUCGCUCUACCCCGAAUAAUGCCCGCCCGCCACGAGUGAUUGACGCUAGAUCCUUUGCUGCGUCCAAGGCUGGUGGGGGAGAGCAAGCUAAAGUCAUCCGCAGCCCCAGGUCUCGUAACGUUCGGCCCGGCGGUCAACCCCCAAAGAGAAACGCGACGCCAACGGCCAAGGGAGGCAAGCCCAAGGGGAAGGGCAAGCGUACAGCUCAACGUGGAGCCAAAUCGGCCGAGGACACCGCAGGUGAAGAUGCACAAGCGGCGCUCAUUGAACAGAUUCAGCAAGAACAAGUCAUUCAAUCUCGUCCAACUGCUGUUCGCUACGAGCCGGUGGAGAUUGAUCUCUCUUCUUUGAGAAACACCUGGCCUCAAAUACCCACCGAUGCGAAUGCGCACUCGGCCACCGUGUACCAGGAGCUUUCCCGCCGAAGCGGUCGCAUUGCCGGAGGUUAUCUCGCCAUCAGUGAGCUCGGACGCCGACUUCAACGGCAGCAAAACGUUGUUUUCCACAGUGAGAGCGAGAAGGCCGAAGCCUUGGAAGAGGCCAACCGUUUGAGCCGACAAAUCGCCAACCAAGUGUCAGAGCGUCGUGGUGAGCUUUGCGAGGCCCACGAAGUCCAAUUCCGUCAAACUGGCCCCGAAUCCCCCCGGAUCCAGGCAAUCAUGAAGUCGCGCGUCGUGGGGCAAUACCCGCUCAAGAAAUCGGAGGCUGAUGCUCACCCGGCGCUGGUUCAGCUGCAAGAAAAGCUCCGGAACAAUCGGACCUAUACCGGGCAGAGCGGGAAGUUCUUGGAUGAGAUGAAGCGUCUCAUGUCAUAG